Molecule: messenger RNA, 2658 nt
Organism: Fonsecaea erecta
Lineage: Eukaryota; Fungi; Ascomycota; Eurotiomycetes; Chaetothyriales; Herpotrichiellaceae
Exons: 1
Coding region: 1-2658 (885 amino acids)
Molecular function (GO): polygalacturonase activity
Source: RefSeq, a predicted model, not a curated record
AUGUUGUUCGCCUUCCUACUUUUCCUCUUUGCCUGGCUCUCUAAAGCCGCACCGAGACCCGUCCCCGUCGAACCUCGACAGGCGGCGUCCUCGUAUUGGCUCUCUCAAAUCCAGCGGCAGGGCACUGUGGCUUACGGCUCGAACCCUGGCUACAAGAUCUUCCGCAAUGUCAAAGACUAUGGAGCUGUUGGUGACGGUGUGACUGAUGACACCACUGCCAUCAACAACGCCAUUACCGAUGGGUCUCGCUGCGGACAAGGCUGCGACAGCUCUACCACCACCCCUGCGAUCGUCUACUUUCCUCCUGGUACCUACGCUGUCUCAUCUCCAGUUAUCCAGCUCUACUACACGCAAUUCAUUGGUGAUGCUAUCAAUAUCCCCACUGUCCUUGCCCUGCCUAGCUUCCAAGGCUUGGCUGUACUCGACACUGACCCUUACAUCCCCGGCGGCAACGGAGCUCAGUGGUAUACAAAUCAAAAUAAUUUUUACCGCCAAAUACGCAACUUCGUCAUUGACAUCUCACAGAUGCCAGAAGACCAAGGAGCGGGUAUUCACUGGCAAGUUGCGCAAGCCACCAGUCUCCAAAACAUUGUCUUCAACAUGCGCCCCAAGAGUCCCACCAACAAGCAACAAGGGAUUUUCAUGGACAAUGGCUCUGGAGGCUUUAUGUCAGAUCUUGUAUUCAACGGUGGUAACUACGGUGCCUUCUUGGGUAACCAACAGUUCACUACGCGGAAUAUGACCUUCAACGGCUGCAACACUGCGAUCUUCAUGAAUUGGAACUGGCUAUGGACCCUAAAAUCGGUGACAAUCAACCAGUGUAACAUCGGCAUCGACAUGUCAAACUUGGACAACGGAGUCAAUCAAACGGUUGGCUCUGUGAUUGUUCUUGACAGCGUCAUGACGGGCACUCCGAUCGGCAUCAAGACUUCGUACAACAAGACCAGCUUGCCUCCGACUGGAGGUACUUUGGCCCUGCAAAACGUCGACUUCACAGGUGUUCAAACUGCUGUUGUUGGUGCAGACGGUGCUACUCCCAUCCUGCCUGGUGGCAUGGUCGUGGGCGCCUGGGGCCAAGGUGACAUUUACACGCCUGCUGGAGGAUCAUCCGCAGAAUCUCAGAACGUUAAGAGAGAGCCGCAAGGUGGACCCUUAUCCCUGCAGCCUCCGUCGGUCUCAUACUAUUCGACGACCACAACUACGCUCACCAUUUCGGAAAUACCGCCUCCCAGUGGCAUACUGCUCACAACCACAACAGUCUAUGUCACCGCAUCCCCAACACCCACCGGCAGUGCUCCGGUGACCUUGACAGUUUCACCACUUCCUCCAUUCAAUGCCAGUGCUUCCUCAACUGUUCCAUCCAAUGCUACAGCAUCUGAGCCGACUCUGCCAUCUGCCGCAACGCCUGGUGUGUGCUCUGCUACCCCGGUGUCACUGCAGUCAGCACGUGUUCAACAACCAUUGACUGCUCCAAGUAUGGCCGCGUCUCUGAUGAGCGGCAACAAGGUUUUUGAACGCUCCAAACCGCAGUAUCAAGACGUCCCAGUUUCGUCCUUCAUCAGCGUCAAGUCAGCGGGCGCGAAAGGUGAUGGCGUGACUGAUGACACUAUAGCAAUUCAAAACAUCAUGAACAACGCCACCGCAGACCAAAUCGUUUACUUCGACCACGGUGCCUAUGUCAUUAGCGAUACCGUCAAGGUUCCUCGCAACAUCCGAAUCACUGGGGAGAUCUGGCCUCUCAUCAUGGCUCAAGGCACGGCGUUCUCAGAUGUCAAUAACCCCAAGCCUGUCUUUCAAGUUGGUGCCCCGGGGGAUGUUGGUUCAGUGGAGAUGUCAGAUCUUGUGUUCGAGACCCUCGGACCCGCGCCUGGUGCUAUUAUGCUGCAAUGGAAUGUUGCGGAGGCGUCCCAAGGCUCCUGUGGCAUGUGGGACGUGCACUUCCGGAUCGGAGGCACUGCAGGUACUCAGCUUCAGCAAGACACAUGCCAGGCUAACGUCACUGGCUCCUUUGAGUUCAAGCCACAAUGUGCAGGUUCUUUCUUGAUGAUGCACAUCACUCAACAAGCAUCUGCCUACUUGGAAAACUGCUGGUUCUGGGUAGCUGAUCAUGAGCUUGACAUCACCACCCACAACCAGACCGACAUUUACAACGGCCGUGGAUUGCUCGUUGAGAGCCAGGGUCCUGUCUGGCUGUACGGCACGUCGUCAGAGCACAGUCAGCUCUACAACUAUCAAUUCUCCAAUGCUCGGGAUGUCUUCAUGGGUGCAAUCCAGACAGAAACCCCCUACAUGCAGGCUACUCCGAACGCCUUGGAAGGGGGAUUUCCACCUAACCCGGCAUUCUCAGAUCCAACCUUUGCAGACUGUACUACUGACUCUUGCAAGAAGUCUUGGGGCUUGCGGAUUGUGGAUUCAAGUGAUAUUCACAUGUACGGCGCUGGUCUCUACAGCUUCUUUGACAAUUACCUCCAAACUUGCUUAGACACAGAGUCGUGUCAAGAAAACAUGGUCGACAUCGAAUGUUCUUCCAAUCUCAGCUUAUACGGCCUUACAACCAAAGCUUCGGUGAACAUGGUCAACGUUGACGGCACCCCUGAGGCUAUCGGACAAGAUCAUGAAAAUGGGUUCGGCCAGACCUUGCUUCUGUUCGAGACUUGA